AUGAUUGUGGACUUCAGGAAGAGCACUGUCCCCCCGCCCCCACCCUCCGUGAUGGACUCCCCCAUCACCUCUGUGGAGUCCUUCCGUUUCCUGGGCACCACCAUCACCCAGGACCUCAAGUGGGAGCCGACCAUCAGCUCCCUCAUCAAGAAGGCCCAGCAGAGGAUGUACUUCCUGCGGCAGCUCAGGAAAGCCAAGCUGCCUGCACAGAUGUUGGUGCAGUUCUACACGGCCAUCAUCGAGUCCAUCCUCACCUCCUCCAUCACCGUGUGGUUCGCUGGAGCCACAGUCAGGGACAAACAGAGACUACAGCGCAUUGUGCGCUCUGCAGAGGAAGUGAUCGGCCGCAGCCUUCCAUCGCUGCAGGACCUUGUCCCUUUAACAGCGCAGGCGCUGCUGCAGCACGCACCCAGUGGAGAGAAAGAGCGGAGUGGAUUGCGGCUGCGCGCCUCCGCGACCUGCAGCUGUAGGAUUACGGAGAGCAGCACUGAAGCUCCCCUGGAUCUACCACUCCAUACGAGCUUCCCUUCAGCGGAGAGAGUGCACCUGCUGCUGCCGCUGCGCACAGGGCGGAUUCUUUGUCAUACUCGUACACAAUGCAGGUGGGCGCUAACCCAUGAUCCUCUCAAGAUGAUGAAGACGGAGCCCUCAGGGGAGCGGACCCUCCGCAGUGCCUCCCCUCAUCGUAACGCCUACCGUGCAGAGUUCCAGGCCCUGAAGAAGGCCUUCGAUCAACCGCACAAAGAUGGUGACGCCAAACCCAAGGAGCCCAGGCAGCCUCGGGGCCGUCAGUAUGGGGCCCAUGUCAGCCGCAUCAAGGACAUGUUCAUGCAGAUGGGCACAGAGAACCCAGCUGCCAAGACCAGGGGCGGAGAAGAGGUUUCACCGCAAAAAAUUGCAAAACCUACAAACUUUGUAAACAAGACGGACGGUUCAGUCGUAAAACUGCAGCACUCGUCUUCAUCCGAGCGCAUCGGAGCACCCGGACACAAGUUCUCUGAAACCAGGAAGCUUUUCGAACAGCAGUCCAGGGACCAGUCGCAGUCGCCCGUUUUCCCCUCCAGCCGGGACAAGAGGGGGUCCCACGAACAGCUGGACGACUGGAGAGGGCCGCGCUCAAACCGGGGCAGCCAAGACUCACUGGACUCUCUCUGCUCCAGGACUGACGCAGCCUCCCCCACAGUCAGCCAGCUCAGCGCAGUCUUCGAGAACCAUAGCCAGGCCCAGAGCAGCUACCGUAGCCCAGGCAGGCGGGCACUCUACUCCCCUGAUGGGCUGCAGAGGCCUGGGGAGGUGAGCGAGGACGACUGCCGGCUGUCCCCAGUGCGAGGAACGUACCGGAGCAGGACGGCCGGAGGGAAGUUACCCUCCUCCAUCUCUGCAGAGGAGUUUCGGAGCCUCAGUCCCACUGUAGAGGCCAGAGAGGUCCGAGCCAAUGACUACUCCAGGAGUCCCAAAGAUGUCCCCAACGCCAAUACUAAUGGGACACAGCUCAACGGCUCAUAUAAGAAAGCCCAAGAAGACAAAUCCAACAAGGAUCUAGAUGAAGCCAAAAGCCCCGAACGGAGCCUGCCCACCACAGACCCAGAGCCAGUGAGCGACAGGGGCGGGUCCGCGGAGGGGCCAGAGGAGGAGGAGGACAGCAGGGGCCCGCGGGUGGUCUAUACAGCGGAUGGGGACGCAUGCUUCCAGGGCUGGGGGGAGAGCUGUACGGACGCGGAGGACGAGCUAUAUGCAGACGACGAGCACGACUUUGUAUACGACCCGGGAGCAGAGGUGCAUCAGCUGCCCGGUCUGCCGCCCGAGAGGCUGGAGGAGAUACCAGCCAAGAGGAAGAUCAGCUUCAGCACAGGGCCCAUCACGGACGAUGGUGAGAAUGCGCUCGCAGUGGGACAGUGUGCGGUGUUGAGUGGGUGCGAGUUAGCGAAAGGCCUCAGCGCUGCCCCCCACAGGCUGACGUAUUUGGAACACAGAGCUGCCUGCUGGAGUGGAAAAACCAAUGUCUCCAGGAAUAAGCGUCAUCUCCUCGGCUUCUCGCACACAGAGCCAGGGCUGGAGAUGUUUGUGAUCGGCCGGGAGCGUCCAGGGCAGCAGAGUGAAGUGGCCAGUCUGAUCCAGCAGACUCUGGAGCAGGAACGCAGGCAGAGGGAGCUGUUGGAGCAGCAGUACGCCCACUACGACGCUGACGAUGACGAGCAGACUGGGGAGUACGCCACAGAUGACGAGGAUACUCCUGCUGUCCCGGGACAGAAGAGCAUCGAGGUGUUUGAGCUGCCCGAGUCUGAAGACGUCCUGUCCCCAGACGACCUGGACGCCAACAAGCUCUACCAGAAGUUCAAACAGCUACAGAUAAAACACACUGUGACAGAGGCCGAGAUCCAGAAGCUCAAGAACAAGCUGUCCUCAGUGGAGCAUGAGAAGCAGCGCUGGGAGAAGGAGAAGUGCCAACUGAAGGCCAGCAUCGAGGAGAACAAGGAAAGGAUGCUGAAGCUGGAGGCCUACUGGAUCGAAGCCCAGACCCUCUGCCACACAGUCAACGAGCACCUGAAGGAGGCCCAGGCCCAGUACCAGGCCCUGGACAAGAAGUACAGCAAGGCCAAGAAGCUCAUUAAAGACUACCAGCAGAAAGAAGUGGAGCUGCUGCAGAAGGAGGACUCAGAGCGCAGGAGGCUGGAGGACGCAGAAAAGGCUCAUCUGGCCGAGAUCCAGGGGCUGCAAGUGCGGAUCUGCAGCUUGGAGGCGGAGCUGGUGCAGCUGAUGCAGCAGAAUGGUCUGCAGCUCAACAAUAACAACAGUAAUGCAUGUGAGCGGAGAGCCUCAGCGCCCCCUGGAGAGAUGGAGGUCUCUGCUGCGAAGAACAUGUGCAGAGGACUGGGGCACCAGGCCGGUUCUGCAGAGGGAGAGGCGUCAGAGGCAGGCUCCUUUGACGAGGUCCCAGCCAGGGGCCCCGGGAGCAGAGAGGGCUCCCCCAGGAGCCAGGCUGUCCCAAGAGGGUGCAGACAGCAAGGGUCGCCGCUGAGGUCCGGCCCCUGCGGUGGAGCAGAGCAGCCCAGGUCCUCAGAGGCCUCAGUUGAAGACAGUCCAGGCAAACUGAAGGCCAAGGACCCUUCGCUCUCAAAGGACCUCAGCAGCAGUAGCUCAGUGGACGUCAGUGGUGUCGUGGACGGGUCUAGGCGGGGCCCCUCCCCUCUUGCCUUGUCCUCAGAUGAGAGUUUGGAUAUGAUCGACGACGAGAUCCUGGAUCAGCAGUCCCAGCCUCAGGCUCGCAGUGUGGCUGACUGGAGCCCAGAGCAGGUAGCUCUCUGGCUCAUGGGCCUGGGACUGGAGCACCACAUCCCUCAGUUCACUGCCAGCAACAUCCAGGGAGAAGAGCUGCUGCAGCUGGACAGCACUGAACUCAAGGCUUUAGGGGUGAGCUCUUCCCAGGACCGUGUAUUGAUCAAGAGGAAGAUCAAGGAGCUCAAGGUUCUACAGGAGAAGAUGCUCUGCAGGCCACAGGAGCAUUCCCGCCGAAGGGACACUGAACACAACGAGGAGGAGUGA
This is a messenger RNA of Knipowitschia caucasica, 3543 nucleotides long. NCBI's taxonomy places the organism in Eukaryota, Metazoa, Chordata, Actinopteri, Gobiiformes, Gobiidae. The record is from the annotation of a GenBank genome assembly.